CCGAAGAAUCGCACGAAGAAAGGUCAAUAAAUGGCGACGCAGAAGCUGAUGUGGUGGUGUUCAUAUUUAAUUGCUGUGGGUUUGUUUAGCUGCGGCGUCCAAAUCGCGGUCGCAAAACUUGAAUGACGUGGAUUUGCAGCGAUUCGCGCAUUGAUUUCGGUCUCGAUUGACCACUUCGACUUCAACUCCAUUUUACCACAAGGCCACGUCUGCGAUUGUGCUGCACCCAUACACCUCCUACUACACUCGCAUCUUGCGUCAGGUGGCAUAGCGACGGCUGAUUAACCUUGAUUCCAGCAGAGCGACACCACCAUGGACCCCGAUAUACCAGCGCCCUCGAUUGAGCGCGACACCCUCCCCGAUGCCACCUCCCCCUUUGCGAACGUUAGCAACAAUGAGACCAGGAGUGACAGUGCUACUACGACUGCCAGUGCCACUGCGCUCAAUUCUUCUUCUGCCUAUCCUGCACGAUCCAGUCCUUCGGUUGCUGCCUCCAUUCCACUGCCUCCAUCUUCGCCCAUGCGCACUCCUAAACAAACACCCCUCCCUGGCGCAACAAAAUCCUACUCGCCUAAGCCGCCUUCAAGAUCACCCUCUGUCACAAGUUCACACCGCGGCGAAAGACAAACCACUCCUAGACAAAGCACCCCUACAUUGAUCAGCCGAAGGUCUACACCCAGUCUCAACGUUUCAAAAGGCGGGACACCACAGCAGCCACAAUUCAGACGUGCUUCUUCAAACCUCAACCCUUCAUCUCCAGCCCCAAAUGGCAAGAUGGCACCUCCGCUGAUUUCAGAACGUCCAGUAGUGACGGCCAGUUCGGUUGCCAAAGAGUAUUUUCAGGUGGAACUCGAAGCGCAUUCCACUAUGUCCUCGCCGGUUGCCGUCAUAGUCCACGAUUCAUGCUAUGGACAUCGCUUUUCGCGUCCUCGUGCCACCAAAAACGCCUUGGCCACAAUUGUCGAACGACCAGAGCGAAUCCAUGCGACUGUUCUUGGAGCAUCAGCCGCAUAUGUGCGCUUGGGCGAGCGACAUGCCGACGGUCGAUACGCUCCUCGUCCUAAGCACCAUGCCACUGACGUGCGGGAUGUGCCCUUCCAGAUUCGAAAGACAUGUCGCAAAAUUCCGCUUACCCACCCAUCGGUUGCUUUUGUGCACGGCUCGAAAUGGAUGGAAGAGUUGCAGAUCAUGUGUGAUACCGCUGAGGGCAAGUUGGCGCUGAAUGGGAAAGAAUUGGUGAGGCCGAUCGGCUAUGGAAAGGACGAAGCCGGAAAUGCUCUACCCAAACUGCAUGAAGGCGAUUUGUAUCUGUGCGCCGAAUCUUUGGCUGCCUUUCAAGGUUGUCUGGGCGGAGUUUGCGACGCUAUCGACACGGUCUUUUCACCCUCUGUCACAAACCGCGCAUUUGUCUGCAUCCGCCCUCCAGGCCACCACUGCUCGUCCAACUACCCUUCGGGGUUUUGCUGGCUCAACAAUGUCCACGUGGGUAUUGCUUACGCUGCCAUGAAUCAUGGUUUGACGCAUGCCGCCAUAAUUGAUUUUGACUUGCACCACGGUGACGGCUCUCAAAACAUCGCGUGGGACCAGAAUCGCAAAGCGCACACUGCGGCUAAGAAUGCUGCACAAUACAAGAAGACUCCCAUCGGCUACUACAGCCUGCACGACAUCAACUCAUACCCUUGUGAAUGGGGUGACGAGGAAAAGGUCCGCAACGCAAGCCUGUGUAUUGAGAAUGCCCAUGGCCAGUCCAUCUGGAAUGUCCACCUGGAACCCUGGAAGACGCCGGACGAGUUCUGGAGAUUGUACGCGAGCAAGUACACGGUCUUGCUGGACAAGGCCAGGACGUUUUUACGGAAUCACACCGCAAGAUGGCGUGCCUCGGGACAUGUUCAGCCAAAAGCUGCAAUCUUUAUUUCUGCAGGAUUUGAUGCCAGCGAGUGGGAGGGCGCCGGCAUGCAGAGACAUAGUGUCAAUGUACCCACCGAUUUUUACGCCCGUUUUACUGCCGACAUUGUCAAGCUGUCUCACGAAGAGGGCCUGGGAGUAGAUGGCCGCGUGAUUAGUGUCCUGGAAGGAGGCUACAGUGAUCGCGCCCUGACUUCGGGUGUUUUCAGCCAUAUCUGCGGACUGGCUGGAGACACCAUAGGCCAGGAUGCAGAAACGUCUCCGACAGGCAAUGUAAGCACGAUCAACAAUUGGACUCUCCAAGCCAUCCCGACGCCGCGCACUGGAGGGAAGGUUUCUUAUACUCCGGAAUGGUGGGCGAGGUGGAGUUUGGAGGAACUAGAGGCGGUUGUUGCUGGAUACCAACCGCAGGGCACCAAAUCCGCGAAAGACAAGAGCGCGAAUUACUCAUCCCCUACUCAGGCAUCCACCCUCAAGAUGACGGAGCAGGCACGGGAGAAACAAUCGCUUGCUUCUCUUCAUGCUAGACUGUCCCUAGAAUCCCAGUACGAGCCGCCUCCGCCUGAUGUGGACUGGGCCACCGCAGCUUAUGAACUGUCGCGGGUUGUCAUCCCCGCCGACCGACAAACCCUGAGUUGUACCCACGAAGAGCUGAAUGCAGAGGCUACAAAAGCCCGUCGAGAACGAGUGUCCAAUCAUGCUGCCAGUGCAGCGCCGGUGGCAUCGGAGGAGCGAAUGCAACUGAGAGAUCGCAAACCUAGAGCACCACCAACAAGCACGAGCCUCGCGGCCGGGAGGACGACCUCACGCAAUGGCAACGGCAACCGGCGGACCACUAUUGCAGCUGUCAGCGAUCUGCCCGACCCCACGAUGCAGCAGCAACCUGAACUUCCAAAUGGUAGGCCACGGCGAAGAUCGAGUGAUGCUUCGAGCAUCUUGUCUAGUUUUCGGGGUAUGAAGAUCUCGGAGGACGGUCCGGAAGGUGGCUUUGCGAAUCCGCCGUCAAGAGCGCCUUCGGCUGUUCCAGAAAAGGCUGCAAAAGCAGUGGCAGUCAAGAAGACUAGAACCGCACCGACCACAAAGGGCGCGGCCAAGCCGAAGUCAAGUCCACGCAAGCCAAAGGGUACUACUGCACCAGUCGCAACUACGGCUUUGGCAGAGGCAGGGCUUCCUCUCAAUUCCGUGCAGUCAAAGCCCUACACUGCGAAAGCAACCCCUACUGCCUCUCAGACUGGGAGCACCGGAGGGGGCUCUAAGUCUGAUGAUAUGGAGAGCUUGUCAAAUGGCUUAAAGAAGAUCAGUAUCAAGUUGAAAUUACCAACUCCAGAGGAACAUGCUGCCAGACAACAACAACAACAGCAGAAAGCUGCUGCUCUUGAAGAGAAACAAAAGAAACCGCGCGCUCCCAGAAAGCCACUGCUUCCAAAGAUUUCGAAACAAAUCAAGACAAGCAGCCCGGCUCGAGAUACGAAUACUGACGAGAACGUCCCAUUGCGGCAGCAGGUGGAGAAUAAGUCGUUAGCCGGGACAAAUGAAUCUGUUUUGCCUGUGAAAUCCGAGCAGGUCCACCAGAAUCAGGAGGCGAGGUUUCCGUUGAAUGGGAAUAUCGCGAACAUGAACAACUUGAAGGAGCAAGUCUCCAGUUCCGCUUCGACAAACCAGGCAACAUCCGGUUGGCGGCAAGACGCGACAGGCCCAGCUUCUGUCGAUCCUACUUUCAUACCUGAUCAAGUCCCUGCAGAGUCCGCGCAGACGAGGGUACCAGAGUCUCUUUCGAAUCCUUCUGUCAUCACUUCUCCGGUCGUGGAGCAGCCUUCCGCUCAGCAGCAGCAGGGGCAGUGGCAAACACUACCACCACAAAGCGGUACACAGCCGAACUUGAGCGUAUUCGGGCAGACUUCAUAUGGACCGGUUCCGGUACCGAAUCCGAAUCCGAAUCCAUCGGCCAAUAAUGUACAGGGAGGCACCAAGCAGGAUUUGCCUGUGUUUACGUCUCAAUCGGCUAUUCCUUUUGCGCCGGCACCAGCUCCUCCUCCUGGUUCUCACUGGAAUGCGAGCACAGACGAAGUCCAACCUGACCAGGGCAAUAAUGGUGCAAAUUCGUGACUGUUGAUCUAGGAUGUUUCCAUCAGACUGCAGCGGCCCUUGUGGAUUGUUGUUCAGGGUUUGCGCAGCAAGACUCUCCACAGCUGGCGGCGAUCCUGGGCAGAUAUGCCGUGCGCGCGUGUGGUAUGGACACCGGUGUCCUGCAGUGAUAUUCUUGUCAGGGUCGCAGUGGGUCAAAGGGGUCGGAAGGAUGGAUGUUGGGUUUCUUUUCUGCCUUUCCCUUCCAUCCUCCGGUCACGAUUGUUGCUGCUUGCCAAACAGAGGUUCAGAACUGCAGAGCUGCUACGCUGCUGCAAUCUUGUUUUCGACUCCCUUGUCUUUUCCUUUUCUUUUUUUUUUCUGUUGUGUGCAGAGGGAGGUAUUUGGGUUGUCAGAGUGUGUGUCUCUGUGUGUGCUGUAUGAUUGAAGUUGAAAUGGAAAGAUGAUACCCCACAUAGUAGGUUGGUUUGAGGAUUGGUCGGCAGACAAGGUCACGGCGGGAUGUGGGUUUUGGGGAAAGGGGGAUUGUAUCCGGAGAGGGGAGUUGGAAAAUGAGACUCUGCUAGACAGUCACGAAUUUGAAUGGCUCAUGGUCGAUGUUACUAGUAAUCGCAAAGAUUUCCAAUGUCUACUGUUAGUAGUGUAUUAUCAAAUUAGUAGGGUUACCUAGGUAGAAGGACUUGAUCAGUUUCAAGGAAGGAUGCAAUACACGAAAGGAAUGAUCGGCUAGUAUGAGUAUUCGGUUAGUGUAGAGGAAAGUAGAGAAGAGUAGAUGAUAUUCUUUCUGAUGCCUCAUCAGUAUGAGCGCAACUACUGUAUUUCC
Molecule: messenger RNA, 4813 nt
Organism: Exophiala dermatitidis NIH/UT8656
Lineage: Eukaryota; Fungi; Ascomycota; Eurotiomycetes; Chaetothyriales; Herpotrichiellaceae
Product: histone deacetylase HOS3
Exons: 1
Coding region: 313-4011 (1232 amino acids)
Cellular component (GO): nucleus
Molecular function (GO): histone deacetylase activity
Source: RefSeq, a predicted model, not a curated record